Molecule: messenger RNA, 1824 nt
Organism: Helobdella robusta
Lineage: Eukaryota; Metazoa; Annelida; Clitellata; Rhynchobdellida; Glossiphoniidae
Exons: 5
Coding region: 1-1824 (607 amino acids)
Cellular component (GO): plasma membrane
Source: RefSeq, a predicted model, not a curated record
AUGUUUGGGGCGAACGUGCCAUCUAGACUAACGUUUGAUCCUAAUUUUACAACCUUGAAUGAAUUUCAGUUAGGAGGGAGUUUUUUGAGAGGCUUUCAAAUAUCAUCAAACAACAAUUACAUCGACGAAAGUAUAUUUUAUGAUCAAAUUAAAAAUUUCUUGAAUAAUGAAAGCAACUACAAGAACAACGACGAUACUGAAGCUACUACUACUGCUACUUCUACUACCACUAACAACACUAACAACAAUAAUGAUAAUGACAGUACAAUUCAAGCAAACUUAAUUCAACAUUCCCGAAUCGUUCAAAACGUGCUGAACCAAAGAAAUUUAACAGCCUCAAAUUCAAAAAUGUUAAAAACCAGACAGCCGAGGAUAAACGAAUUAUCCAUUAACUUUGACCAAAGACCAAAAACUUUGAAAGAACAUGAACAAAAACUAAACCGGAAAAAGUUAAACCAACUUUUGCUUAAUAUGAUCAGGAGCGGCAAAAAAUUAAAAACUGGUGAAGAAAUUUUGGAUGAGUUUAAAAAAGCUCGCCAAAACAAUAACAACAACAACAACAUUAAUAAUAAUAAUAACGUAGUUGUCGGUAAAUAUGAUUUUGUUGUUGACGUAGGCGUUGAGAAGGGCGGCGGAAUGUUCCACUACGAAUGGGAUUUGACCCACCAAUUGAGAGCGAGAAAUCAAAAUAAAUUCAAAAAUGAAAAAAGUAAAAAAAAUCUCAUCAAUGACAACAAGAAUAAUUAUAUGAGGAAUAUUAAUGAUAAAUAUGGUAAUAAUAACAACAACAAUAACAAAUUUAUUUCAAUUAAAAUGAGAACAAUGGUUGAUAACGCGGCAGUCCUCGCUAACGAAUCUCCGACAACGUACAAUAACAUCCACAACAACAGCAACAACAGUCACUACAUCACAGCCCAAAAUGCAACCAACCACAAAAACAACGACGCGUACGACAACGUUAACAACGACACAGCAAUCAAUGCAAUCCACGAUAAUUACAUCAACCUUGAUUACACAGACUUCGACAUCAACUUUGACCAAUUAAACAAUGACAACCAAAGUAUGCAACAGCAACAACAGCAGCAACCACAACAACAACAGUUCAUCUCCAACAAGAAAUUAAGACAAAGAAGAAACACAAACGACGUAGAACCGAAGGAUGAGAAGGAAGAGGAGGAGGAGGAGGAGGAAGAUGAGGAAAGUGGCGAAUUCAACCCGAACAGUACAGUUGCAAAAAGACCGAAAAAUUCAGAUCUGGAAAAGUUCUCAUCGUACGUGUACAUCCCUACUACAUACGUCGGCUGCUAUUCUUACUCGAUAUCUGACGGCCAAUCAGAAGAGUUGUUGGACGAGGAGGAGAUGUCCAUCGAUGCGUGCAUCUAUUUCUGCAGGGAUAGGAAGAAAACGUUUGCAGCACUCAUGAACCAAGGAGACUGCCGUUGUUACAGCUACGUGUUACACAAAGACAAGACAAACGAGGAGAACUGCGACAUGGAGUGCAACGGAAACAAACACCAGAUUUGUGGCGGACCCAGCUACCUCAGCGUCUUCAGCACCUGCAACCUCUACUUCUACGGCUACUCCUGCAUACAAACCUGCUUCUGUGGCGACGGGCAGUGCGAUUUUUACACCGGACUCUGCCCAUCUGAGAAGUGCAAACAGAAUUUUAAAGGACUCUACUGUGAUCGGCAAGCAAAAUUGAACGUUGGAUUAGCAAUGGCGUCAUGGCUACUGUUUGGCAUAAUGUGCCUAAUGGGCAUAGUUAUCGUCGGCUUUGGCUUCUGGACUCUAUUCCACAUGGGGAUUUUGGAAGCGGAAAUUUAA